Molecule: messenger RNA, 824 nt
Organism: Erigeron canadensis
Lineage: Eukaryota; Viridiplantae; Streptophyta; Magnoliopsida; Asterales; Asteraceae
Product: style cell-cycle inhibitor 1-A
Exons: 4
Coding region: 72-566 (164 amino acids)
Source: RefSeq, a predicted model, not a curated record
CACGUUUAUACUCAAUUUUAUUUCACUAUCAAUUUUAGGGGUUUUGUUUUGUUCUUUGUUAACUUUGAGAAAUGGCGAGCGACCGGAAAUCGAAAAAGAAGCGAUCUUCAUCCCCAUCCUCCGAAGAUGACGAAAAGAAAAGGAAAAGGCAUAAAAGCUCAGAACCAAAACCUGACAAGAAAGAUAAACACUCAACCCACAAAUCUCACAAAUCCCAUAAAGAAGGGAUGCCGGAAGAGAAGCACAAACGCAAACAUAAACUCCAUAAGCAUGACCGUCGCGAGAUAGCGAAUUUUAAGGAGCUGUCAGAUGCUGAUUAUUUCUCUAAGAACAAUGAAUUUUCCACUUGGCUGAAAGACGAGAGAGACACUUUCUUUUCAGAUCUUUCUUCAGAGUCUGCACGUAAACUAUUUGCGAAGUUUGUCAAAAGUUGGAAUAACAAAAAGCUUGAUUCUAAAUACUAUGAUGGCAUUGUGGUAGGGAAACGAUCAUCCCAUAACUGGAAAAUCAAAGUGGAUGCAAAAGGCGACCCCCGUAGACACACUGAAUCAAACAGAGAUAUAUAGUCAAAGUGUCAGUGAUAGGUUCUACUUGUGUGGAUACUGUCAAAAAAGUUGUUUGUAAUUAUGCAUCAGUUUAGAUUUUGAUAAAAAAAAAAAAAUGGGUAGAUGCAUUUUGGUGAUCUUAGUAUAGAAAUCAAGAAGUAUUAAUGUCUAAUAUGCUGAAUGUUCUGUGGUUGCAAUCAGAGAAUUUCAAAGAGUGCGUAAACUAGAAUAUGCAACAGUUUGAUCGUUGCAAUAUACCUUGUUGGUGUUUAUUUUGAA